This is a messenger RNA of Macadamia integrifolia, 1450 nucleotides long. Its product is annotated as transcription factor bHLH30-like. The record is from RefSeq and is a predicted model, not a curated record. Gene Ontology annotation, molecular function: protein dimerization activity; DNA-binding transcription factor activity. Gene Ontology annotation, biological process: regulation of DNA-templated transcription. The coding region runs from base 149 to 1192 and encodes 347 amino acids. The transcript is spliced from 2 exons. Lineage: Eukaryota; Viridiplantae; Streptophyta; Magnoliopsida; Proteales; Proteaceae.
AUUUAUAAGAACCCAACAAUAGAAAGAGAGGCAGAAAGAAGUCUAAGGCUUCUUGGCUAUUCUUUCUUAUUCUUUUUGGUGUACCACAGGUGACUAUAUAUACAAUAGAGCGAGAGAGAUAGGUAUAGAGUUUAGAUAGAGAAGAGAGAUGUGCGCCAAGAAAGAAGAGGAUCAAGGAGAGUGGUCUCAGAUUUUCAACAUCCAUAGCUACCAAGAACAGCUACUUCUUCGACAGCAACAACUACAACAUCAGCUUCAACAGAAACAACAGCAACAAUUCAUUAGUGAUCAUGGGUAUGAAGGAGGAGGGUUAGUUUUCCCUGAUCAUGUCUCUACCAUAAUUCAAUGUUCUGUCCCUCAGUUCAACUCGGCUUCUUUCUCCACUAACUCGGUCCGAGACCAUGACUCGUUCCUUAUUCCACUACCACCUCCUCCUCCAUCAUCAUCCUUGGGUGGUUUAUCCAACAGAAGAGCUUCUUCUACUUGUCAUAAGUUUUCUUAUGAAGGUCCAUCCUCGUCAAACCCACAUGGCGGGUCUGUUGGUUUCCAUCAAAUCUCCUCUCAAUUUGGGUUUCAAGCUCAUGAGUUGAGUAAGAUGACAACACAAGAGAUCAUAGACGCAAAGGCACUUGCAGCUUCUAAGAGCCACAGUGAAGCUGAGAGAAGAAGAAGAGAGCGAAUCAACAACCAUCUUGCUAGAUUACGUGGCUUGCUUCCCAACACCACUAAAACGGACAAAGCUUCAUUGCUGGCAGAAGUAAUCCAACAUGUAAAAGAACUGAAACGACAGACAUCCAAGAUCGAAGAAGCAAGUCAGGUCCCGACUGAGAUGGACGAACUCAGGGUUGCUGCUGGAUCAGAUGAGGAUGGGAAGUUGAUAAUUAAAGCUUCAUUGUGCUGUGAAGACAGGCCUGAUCUCUUACCUGAUCUUAUCAAGACCUUGAAAGCUCUCAAGUUACGAGCUCUGAAAGCUGAGAUUACAACACUAGGUGGACGAGUGAAGAACGUGUUGCUGAUCACUGGAGACAAUGAUGAUAACUCGAAUAAUAAUGAGCAACAACACUACUCCAUUAGCUCAAUUCAAGAAGCAUUGAAAGCGGUCAUGGAGCGAACAACUGGUGAUGAUUCUUCUUCAGGGAGUAUAAAGAGGCAAAGAACAAAUGUCACUAUUCUUCAACACAAGUCUCUUUAACACCAAUAAGCAGGAAAAGGAUGGAUUGUUUUGUGAAAGAAUUUUUGGGCCCAUCAAAAGUGGAAUUUGUGCUUGUGGAAAUUAUCGAGUAAUCAGAGAUUGCCAAUACUCAAUAUUUGAUUGUGGAUUAUCUUGUGUAUUUCAUUGAUAAUGAUAGUACAUAUACAAGAGGUGAUAGUCCUAAUCAGCUAAGAUAUCUGGCUAUUUUGUCGAGUUUGUUGAUUUCUCGGGUACGAAGAUAACUUACUUGGAUCCCAA